Messenger RNA from Brassica oleracea var. oleracea, 2803 nucleotides. RefSeq names its product phospholipase D alpha 2. Gene Ontology annotation, molecular function: D-type glycerophospholipase activity; calcium ion binding. The transcript is spliced from 4 exons. Gene Ontology annotation, cellular component: plasma membrane. Gene Ontology annotation, biological process: phosphatidylcholine metabolic process; phospholipid catabolic process. Bases 133 to 2571 code for a protein of 812 amino acids. Lineage: Eukaryota; Viridiplantae; Streptophyta; Magnoliopsida; Brassicales; Brassicaceae. The record is from RefSeq and is a predicted model, not a curated record.
UUCAGCAGCUCCAGACACACACAAAGUAGCUCUCAUUCAAAGAGCUUUCUUCUCGGAUCAAAAUCGUGAAUUCUUAAUAAACCAGCUUCUCUCAUCUCUCUCUCAAUCUCUGAAAAGUUGAAAGGCGAAAAAAUGGAAGAGUUUUUGUUACAUGGAAGGUUACACGCUACAAUCUAUGAAAUCGAUGCUCUCCAUGCUACUCAAGGAGGCAGAUCAGGCUUCUUAGGAAAGAUGCUAGCAAAUGUAGAAGAAAAGAUCGGUGUUGGUAAAGGAGAAACUCAGCUAUAUGCUACAAUCGACCUAGAGAAAGCUAGAGUUGGAAGAACAAGAAAGAUAACAAACGAACCAAAAAGCCCAAAAUGGCAUGAGUCAUUUCAUAUCUACUGUGGUCACAUGGCCAAACAUGUUAUCUUCACUGUCAAAGACGACAAUCCCAUCGGUGCAACGUUGAUAGGAAGAGGUUAUGUCCCCGUUGAGGAUAUUCUCCACGGAGAGGAAGUUGAUAGAUGGGUUGAGAUUCUAGACACUGAGAAGAAACCCAUUGAAGGAGGAUCAAAGAUCCAUGUGAAGCUUCAGUACUUUGGUGUUGAAAAAGAUAAAAACUGGAACCGUGGUAUCAAAAGUGCUAAGUUUCCUGGAGUUCCUUACACUUUCUUCUCUCAGAGAAAGGGAUGCAAAGUUUCUUUGUACCAAGAUGCUCACAUUCCUGGAAACUUCGUCCCCAAGAUUCCUUUAGCUGGAGGGAAACACUAUGAGGCAGGCCGGUGUUGGGAGGAUAUCUUUGAUGCCAUUACUAAUGCAAAGCAUUUGAUUUACAUUACUGGCUGGUCUGUUUACACUGAGAUCUCUUUGGUGAGAGACUCAAGGAGGCCUAAAGAAGGAGGAGACGUGACUAUUGGUGAGAUACUCAAGAAGAAGGCAAGUGAAGGUGUUAAAGUGAUCUUGCUUGUGUGGGACGAUAGAACAUCUGUUGAUCUGCUGAAACAAGAUGGACUUAUGGCUACUCAUGAUGAAGAAACUGCUAACUUCUUCAGAGGAACCGACGUGAACUGUGUUCUGUGUCCUCGUAAUCCUGAUGAUGGUGGAAGCAUAGUUCAAAACUUGCAAGUCUCGACUAUGUUCACUCAUCACCAAAAGAUUGUUGUUGUGGACAGCGAAAUGCCUGGAACAGCAAGAACAAAAUCAAGAAGGAUUGUGAGUUUCGUUGGUGGUCUUGAUCUUUGUGAUGGAAGGUACGACACCCCGUUUCACUCCUUGUUCAGGACGUUGGACACUGCGCAUCACGAUGACUUCCAUCAACCGAACUUCACUGGGGCGGCGAUAACAAAAGGUGGUCCGAGAGAGCCGUGGCAUGACAUUCACUGUCGUCUAGAAGGACCUAUUGCAUGGGAUGUCUUGUAUAACUUUGAGCAGAGAUGGAGUAGACAAGGUGGUAAAGACAUUCUGGUUAAAAUAAGAGACCUCGACGAUAUCAUCGUCCCUCCUUCUCCUGUUCUGUUCUCAGAAGAUCAUGACUCGUGGAACGUUCAGCUGUUUAGAUCAAUAGAUGGUGGUGCAGCAGCUGCGUUUCCUGAGUCCCCUGAAGCUGCUGCAGAAGCAGGUCUUGUGAGUGGUAAAGAUAAUAUAAUUGAUAGGAGUAUUCAAGAUGCAUACAUUCACGCGAUUCGACGAGCUAAAGACUUCAUCUAUAUCGAAAACCAGUACUUCCUUGGAAGCUCCUUUGCUUGGAGUGCAGAUGGAAUCAAACCUGAGGAGAUCAAUGCUCUUCAUUUGAUUCCAAAGGAGCUAUCUCUGAAGAUUGUUAGCAAGAUCAAAGCUGGAGAGAAGUUUAAGGUUUAUGCUGUUGUUCCAAUGUGGCCUGAAGGGCUUCCUGAGAGUGGUUCAGUCCAAGCUAUAUUAGAUUGGCAGAAGAGAACAAUGGAGAUGAUGUACAAAGAUGUGAUCAAGGCACUUAGAGAGAAGGGACUUGAGGGAGAGGAUCCAAGAGAUUAUCUAACAUUCUUCUGUCUCGGUAACCGAGAGACCAAGAAAGAUGGAGAGUAUGUGCCUUCAGAGAAACCUGAACCGGACUCAGACUAUAUGCGAGCACAAGAAGCACGCCGCUUCAUGAUCUAUGUUCACACUAAAAUGAUGAUCGUUGAUGAUGAGUACAUUAUCAUUGGGUCCGCAAAUAUCAACCAGAGAUCAAUGGAUGGUGCAAGAGACUCAGAGAUAGCAAUGGGAGGCUAUCAACCAUACCAUCUCUCAAUAAGACAACCAGCUAGAGGUCAUAUCCAUGGAUUCCGCAUGUCAUUAUGGUAUGAACAUUUAGGAAUGCUCGAUGAAACAUUCCUCGAUCCAUCGAGUCAAGAAUGUGUCCAGAAAGUUAACCGUAUUGCUGAUAAGUAUUGGGAUCUUUACUCAAGUGAGUCACUCGAACAUGAUCUCCCUGGUCAUCUACUUCGCUACCCGAUUGGUAUUGCUAGUCAAGGAGAAAUCACUGAGCUACCUGGAUGUGAAUGCUUCCCCGACACAAAAGCUCGUAUCCUCGGUACUAAAUCUGAUUACCUGCCUCCAAUUCUUACAACCUAAGGUUCUAUGGCAGUAUCUAAUUGGUAAUAAAUAACUAUCUCUCCUCUUUUCUUCUGCUGCAAUAGCUUUUGUAAUAAAACAGUUAGCUUCAUUGUCUUUAGUUACUAAUAAGUUCUAAUAUCGUUGGUAUUGUGUUUCACCGCUAUGCUUUUGAUUUUCGUUCGCGCGGAGAGAAUGUAGUCUUGUGCCUUUUGGUACUUAAUUAUUUUGUUGCUAAUUUCUUAUGAACUUA